Molecule: messenger RNA, 1836 nt
Organism: Fusarium graminearum PH-1
Lineage: Eukaryota; Fungi; Ascomycota; Sordariomycetes; Hypocreales; Nectriaceae
Exons: 3
Coding region: 1-1836 (611 amino acids)
Source: RefSeq, a predicted model, not a curated record
AUGACAGGCUUUAAUUCUUCUGUGGUCACUCAACCCUUCAACCUUUCAGUUGUGGCUAGCAACGGGACUGAACAGCUCAAAACACUCGUUGCUCCUUCGUGGGUCAGUACGCCCAAUGUACGUGGGACGUUAGACAUAUUGCAAAGCUGCAUUUUGACUCUCAUCGCCUGUAUUUACACGGCUUUGCACCUCGAUGUUCCCAAGAAAACGACGUGGCAACACUUGUUGUGGCAAAAAUUCAAAUGGGCCAUCAUUACCCUCUUUGCACCUGAAGUAGCUGUUUUCGUGGCUGCAGCACAAUCGCGUUAUGCUUGGAUCCUAAGAUCAGCGCUUCGAAAGAUUCAGAAGAAACAGCAGGAGUCGCCUGACUGGACACCUGGUACAUACGUCGAGAUUAACCUCAAAUAUGCUUUUUUCAUUGUCAUGGGAGCUGUUCGAUUCGACGUCCACGAUAUUCUUUCGUUGAAUGAUCUUGACGAAUCUCACUGUUCCUACUUUAAGAACAUGACUCAAGAUCGACGCUCGGUUAGAUCGGCUCCAGCAUCUGUAAUUUGGCUUGCUGAACGUGGUCAUUGGAUAAAAGUCCGAAAGCAAGAUAUCGACGACAAGAGCAAAGCCAACACUAUCCAGAAAGCUCUUGUUCUUAUACAAGUUCUUUGGAUGGUCACACAAUGCAUAGCGAGACGCAUAAACGACCUACCUGUAUCUCUGUUAGAGAUUCAUACAAUCGUUCAUGUUGUUUGCGCGGUUUUUCUCUAUGCUUGUUGGUUCGAAAAACCGCUGGAUGUCCAGGAAGCGAUUGUUUUGUCAGCAGAUAAAUUUAGAGGUGAAAUUGCCGCCAUGUUACAGCGACAUUUCUACAGUGAUAUUUCAUAUAAGAUGGCGCUUUUCCCACCGAAGAGGACUGAGGAACAGCUUCCCCCAACGGAUUCUAAAGGGUCGCCAAUGCGUUGGAUCCAUAAUCAACCAGGGCAGGUCAUGAAGGAGGGUGAUAUCAUGCCGUCAGGCCUUGCACUAUCCGCAGCAAAAGUGCGAAAAAACCCAGACUCUUCUACGUAUGAAUUUGAUCCACAAGAAGAAUCUACAGGUGUUUCAUUUGUAUUAGAACCUCAAUUCAUGGAACGCUGGAGACAAAUCUUCACCACAUACCCCUUUGAAGGUAGGGGCAGGUUGACCCAUGAUCCUGACAAACUUAUAAUGCGAGCGAAAGGGCAGGAUGACGGGCCGCAAGACCUCACCAAUGUGGAGGGAAUUCUAUAUAUCCCAACGAUAAAGGAAUUAGAGCCUCCUGAGUGGGUCACUGAUGGAGAGAGACUGUUUUGGGAGACUGAGUCAAUCUUCCAUUUACACUGGUGGGAUGAAUCAGAAGAGGGUAAAAAGAAAUAUUGGAAGACGUCAAUCAGAAACUCGGAUCUCACAUUCCUUUCUUGGCAGUUUAUUCUACUUGCCAUAUUCCUUACUGGCGUGUAUGGUGGUGUUCAUAUGAGCAUAUGGGGGCAGGUCUUUCCUUCGAAUGUGGAAGACAUUAUGUGGAAGGUCAGUUGCCUAAUCCUGGUUUCCUGGCUUCCUGCUAUCAUCCUUAUUUUGCUUAUGUUUGUCCCCUUAUUGAUGCUGCUGGAGCAUUGGGAAGAAAAAAACGAUGGCAUGGUUCGGGCAAUGCUCAGCAUAACGGGUUAUGUGAUAGCUUUACUACCGGUUGUCAUCCUCCUGACUCUUUGGCUGGCAUACAUAUCAGCGCGUAUUUUCAUCAUCGUGGAAUCAUUUCUAUGUUUGCGACGGGCACCUGUUGGCGUUUUCUUGUCUCCCGAAUGGGUGGAGCUUUUCCCACACUUCUAA